Molecule: messenger RNA, 1154 nt
Organism: Cydia amplana
Lineage: Eukaryota; Metazoa; Arthropoda; Insecta; Lepidoptera; Tortricidae
Gene: RpIIIC53
Product: DNA-directed RNA polymerase III subunit RPC4
Exons: 9
Coding region: 48-1121 (357 amino acids)
Biological process (GO): tRNA transcription by RNA polymerase III
Cellular component (GO): RNA polymerase III complex
Molecular function (GO): DNA binding
Source: RefSeq, a predicted model, not a curated record
CAUGCGGGAUUAAACAUAUUUAGUUUUAAUUUAUUUAAAUUACAAAGAUGUCUAACAAUGGGGAAAAAUCUUCCACAUCAAACGGCUUGGCUCCAGAUCCACAGCAGAGGCUGGCUUCGUUAAAACCAACCCGAGACCUUACCUUGGGCGGAGUAAAACCUAACAAAAAAGUGUUCACACCGAAUUUAAACGUGGCUAGGAACAAAAACAAGGGACCGAAUUUAAACGCAGCUAGAGACCAAAACAGAGAUAACAAAGGCAAGAGGGACCGUAAAAACGAUAAAAACAGGAAUAAAAAUGGACCAAAUGUCAUCAAAUCAGCUGGUGUCUUCUCUGAAGGACUGGGGGGAGUGGAGAGGCAGUCAGGACGCUUUGGGUCUUACAGCAACCGGGAUGGUAGUGGAGCACCCGCAGCUACUCUUCAGAAACCAACCAUUAAAGUCAGAGACUUUGUCAAAGUUGACAAAGAGCUGGAAGACCAGAAAAUAAGAAGAGCCAUGGGCCAGGACAGCCCCGAGGAAGAGGAAUACGAGGACUUCAAACAGGUGUCUGAGAAAGACGCUCCCAUCAAGCUGCCCACGGAUACCGGAGCAUGGGACCGCCCAAGGCCGGUGCAGGUAAAACAGGAGGUGGUCGUGAAGGCGGAGCCUGGCGAGGACGCCCCGAGCACCAUAGCGACAGUGCCAGCCCCGAUCGUCAAGAAGGAAGUGUUCGAAGAAAACGACGUGGUCAACCUGCUCAAGAAUGACCAACCCACAAUGAUACUGUUGCAGUUGCCCGACUGUCUGCCGGGGCGCGGCGGCGGCGAGCCGGAGCCCUGCAGCUCGGGAGACAACAAGGAAGAAGUGCCGCCGACCGACGGCAGAUGUCGCCUGAGCGACCUGGAGGAGGGCCGCAUCGGGAAACUACGCGUGCACGCGUCCGGCCGCGUCACGCUCGCACUCGGAGACACGAUCUUUGAGGUCAGCACUGGCACAAAGGCAGCAUUCUACCAAGAGGCAGUGUCCGUGGCCGCAGACGACACCUCGCGCUCCGCGAACAUGGUCUCUUUGGGACCCCUACAACACAAACUCAACCUCACGCCUGAUUGGGAAGCCAUGUUCCAGGACAUGCCCGUCUGAACCCGUGUCCAAAAUUGUUACACAUAAAGCAUU